UCAAUACAGAAAACCACAAAGAUGCAAGCCCAACUCCAUUGCUUGUGUCUCCUUGCACUUUAUUUGACAACUGGAUAUGGCCAAGAAAGGAAGUUUAGUGGACCCCUGCAACCCAUGACAUUUUCUAUUUUUGAAGGCCAAGAACCAAGUCAAGUCAUAUUCCAGUUUAAGGCCAAUCCUCCUGCUGUGAAUUUCAAACUAACUGGAGAGACAGAUGGCAUAUUUCAGAUACAGCAAGAUGGACUUUUGUAUCAUAACAAAGCCCUGGACAGAGAAACAAGAGCUGUUCACAAACUCCAGGUCUCAGCCCUGGAUGCUUCUGGAGCUAUAGUGGAGGGUCCAGUUCCCAUCACCAUAGAAGUGAAGGACAUCAAUGACAACCGGCCCACAUUUCUCCAGCUAAAGUAUGAAGGCUCAGUAAGACAGAAUUCUCGCCCAGGAAAGCCCUUCAUGUAUGUCAAUGCUACAGACCUGGAUGACCCAACUACUCCAAAUGGUCAGCUUUUUUAUGAAAUUAUCAUCCAGCUUCCCAAGAUCAACAAUGUGAUGUACUUUCAGAUCAACAACAAAACAGGGGCAAUUUCACUUACCCAACAAGGAUCUCAGGAAUUGGAUCCCGUUAAGAAUGCUUUCUACAGUCUGGUGGUCUCAGUGAAGGACAUGGGAGGCCAGAGUGAUCAUUCCUUCAGUGACAGCACAUCUGUGAAUAUUGUGGUGAAGGAGAAUAUUUGGAAAGCACCAGAGCCUGUGGAGAUUGUAGAAAACUCAACUGAUCCUCAUCCCAUCAAAAUCACUCAGGUGCAGUGGAAUGAGCCAGGUGCACACUACCUCUUAGUUGAAAAGGAAAAGAUGCCAAGUUUUCCAUUUUCAAUUGACCAAGAAGGAAGUAUUUAUGUGACUCGGCCCUUGGACCGUGAAGAAAAGGAUUCGUAUGUUUUUCAUGCCCUGGCAAAGGAUGAGACUGGAACACCACUUGCCCGCUCACUGCAAAUUCAUGUGAAAGUUAAAGACAUUAAUGAUAAUCCACCUACAUGUCCAUCUGCGGUGACUGUGUUUGAGGUCCAGGAGAAUGAAAAUAUGGGUAGCAAUAUUGGGACUUUUAUUGCCCAUGACAUGGAUGAAGAAAAUACUCCCAACAGUGUUUUAAGGUACAGAAUUGCGGAUCAAAUUCCCAAAAUUUCCAUGGGAGAACUCUUCCUGAUGGAUUCCUACUUGGGAGUGGUCCAGUUAGCUGGGCAGUUCUUGAAGAAGCAAGAUACUCCACAAUACAACUUGACAAUAGAGGUGUCUGACAAAGAUUUCAAAACCCUCUGUCAUGUAGAGAUCAAUGUUAUUGAUAUCAAUGAUCAGAUCCCCAUCUUUGAAAAAUCAGAUUAUGGAAACCUGACUCUUGCUGAAGACACAGCCGUUGGGUCCACCAUCUUAACCAUCCGGGCCACAGACGCUGAUGAGCCAUUUACUGGGAGUUCUAAAAUCCUGUAUCGUAUCACACAGGGAGACAAUGAGAGGCGACUGGGGAUUGAUACAGAUCCCCAAACCAAUGUUGGAUAUGUCAUAAUUAAAAAGCCUCUUGAUUUUGAAACAGUAGCCAUUUACAACAUUGUGUUCCAAGCGGAGAAUCCUGAGCCUCUGGUGCCUGGUGUAAAUUAUAACACCAGCUCUUCUGCCACGUUCAAGCUUAUUGUGAAAGAUGUGAACGAAGCCCCCCAAUUUUCCCAGCGUGUGUACCAAGCAAUAGUUGUGGAAGAUGUGGCCAUAGGCACUAGAGUGGGCAACGUGACUGCCAAGGAUCCGGAAAAUCUGGACAUAAGUUAUUCUCUGAGAGGCAACAGGAGAGACUGGCUUAAAAUUGACCCCGUCACUGGUGAGAUAUUUACCGCGGCUCUGCUGGACAGGGAAGCUGAAAGUCUGUAUCGGGUACAAGUGGUGGCAACUGAAGUAGGCGGCUCCUCCCAGAGCUCCACCGCCAGUUUCCACCUGACCCUCUGGGACAUCAAUGACAACCCCCCUCGGCUAGCCAAGGAGUACACAGGCUUGUUUCUGUGUCAUCCCCUCCAGCAGGAGGGGACUCUCAUUUUUGAGGUCACUGAUGAUGAUCGGCAGUCAUUGCUGCAUCAACACGUUUCAUUUUCCAUUGGCAGUGAAAGCUUCCAACAUGACUGGAAUGUUUUGAGAAUCAAUGACACUCAUGGCAAACUUUCGACCAAGGGCACGAACUUUGAAGAGCGAGUUUACAAUGUCCCAAUCCGCGUCCGUGACGGUGGUAGGCCACCCUUGGAAGGGCUGGUCUAUUUACCAGUUACUUUCUGCAGGUGUGUGGAAGGAAGUUGUUUUCGGCCAGCAGGUCACCAGUCUGGGAUGCCCACUGUGGGCAUGGCAGUUGGUAUACUCCUGACCACAUUUUUGGUUAUUGGUGUAAUUUUAGCAGUUGUGUUUAUCCGAAUAAAGAAGAAUGAAGGCAAAGAUAAUGUCCAAAGUGCUCAGGCAUCCGAAGCCCAACCUCUGAGAAACUGAAUUUGAACAGGAAUGUUUGAGUUUAUGCACCAAGUACUAUUUCAGUCACACAACCAUUUAAUCCCAUAGUUUUACUUUUUAUCCAACAUGUGCUCUGUAAUUUUUUACAGAUAUACA
Molecule: messenger RNA, 2631 nt
Organism: Hyaena hyaena (striped hyena)
Lineage: Eukaryota; Metazoa; Chordata; Mammalia; Carnivora; Hyaenidae
Gene: CDH17
Product: cadherin 17
Exons: 17
Coding region: 22-2514 (830 amino acids)
Biological process (GO): homophilic cell-cell adhesion; calcium-dependent cell-cell adhesion; cell morphogenesis
Cellular component (GO): plasma membrane; catenin complex; adherens junction
Molecular function (GO): calcium ion binding; cadherin binding
Source: RefSeq, a predicted model, not a curated record